AUGACUUCUCAAGAAUUUACUGUGUUAUACACUCACCAAAAAAUGAAAAAAUCAAAAACAUGGCAAGAUGGAAUACUGAGGAUUAAAACUGGAGGAAAUAAGGCAGUCUUGUUUGAUGAUAAAGGACAAUGUUUGGAGAGCAUAUUUACAAAAUCUCAGUUGAAUGCUGGAGAUAAUUUGGAAAGUGAACGCUAUCUGAUCACUAUUGAAGCAGUAAAACUGGAUGAAAAAUCUUCUGAAGAUCAGCCAAGGAAAGCAGAAACUCCAGCAGUGAAUAGAAAUGUUGUAAAGCCUAGUGGUCUGCCUCCAAGACACCUGCCUGUUGGGUUGAAAAGGAAAUUUACAGGUUUCCAAGUGCCACGCCAAAAGGAUACAGAUGCAAAUCUAUCUACCGACUUUCAUGAAGAGGUGUAUACAAACAGUGAUAAAGAACAUACAUGUUUCAGCUCGCUGUUUUCUGCUCCAUUUCCUGAUACGUGUAAAGAUACAGAGAAGAGGAACUCUGAUCAGUCCAUUGUGAAACCAGAAUAUUCUGCAAUUACAGAGCACACCAAGACAACCAGUCAUGUGGCUGUGUCACAGAAAAUCAGGAGCACGGCACAGAUAAUAGCUCUUUUGAAGUCUAAACCAGCACAACCAUGCAGAGAGCAAGCAACUUCUGCCGUCACAGAGGGUUGUCCUAGGUUUCAGAAGUCAGAAAACAUAGGUGAUUUCAAUAACGGAAAUAGCACAACUUUUUACAGCUUUUCAGGUGACCUUGACAGAGGACUUGAUCAAAAUAUUCAGCACCAGCUUUUUGCAGAGGAAACUGGAAGUGAUAAAAGAGAAUGGAAUGCUGAAAUGCUGCCAAGUUCAGCUGAAAAACCUUGUGAUGAAGAAGUUGUGAGACAAAGACAUGACAGAAAGGCAAAUAACUUAAGUCAAGACUUAAAAGAGCACUUCAAUACAAAGACUUUGCCCCCUGGAAGAAUGUGUGCCUGUAUGAAUUUAACAGACAGCAAAGGGCAAUGUAAUUGUGAUAGUGAAAGAUAUCGAGAACCCUCAUUUUCUAGAAGUGAGGGGGUACCUAUGCUAUUAUCACUUAACAGAUGUGCUGCCAAUGACCAACUAAAUUGCUCCCCCUCUGAAUUCGGCAUAGACAAAAUGAGCGACAGUCAAUUUGCCUCAUCCUUAAGUGGUAUUUCUUAUUCUGCAAGUCCAGCUGAGCCCACUGCCGUUGAAAUAAACCCCUCCACAUCCAGGGAGCAUUCAGUGAUCAAUGGUCUUACAGAGUCACAAAAUGAACUCCAGCCAAGGCAAAAUUCAGAAGUAGCAUCUACUAAAUUGGAGCUCUCUGCAGAUAGGGCGUUGAGUGGACUUGAAGCUGUAAAAGUGGGAUUAAGUACACAUGACAGAGACAGUGGUCCAGAUGAACAGUUGAUGGAGGUUAACUUCAAUUUAUUGGAGGCUUUUGAUUUUAAUAACUUGGAUAAUAAGGACCUGUGUGAAAGAAAUGUGGAAGAGCUUGGGGAAAAGGCAACAUUUUCACAAGAUUCAUCUUGUUUAAAUGAAAAAGAUACAGCACAAACUGUUGAAUUGAGACUUCAUUUUUCCUGUGAAGUAACGUCAGACAGCAAAAACAAAGAAGUCAAAGAUUUCACAUUCAACAGAGAGACUGAUGGGAAUCUCUCUACAGGAGGUAUAUCAUUGCUGCCUCAGGACAACUAUGUUGAUGACAUUGGGAGAGCUGCAGAAGACUCUGUAAGCCUCACCAGAAUUGAAAUGGAAUUUUUGGAUGGUAAAAGCAAAACAAAAGAGAUUGACUCAAGUCAGUUAAAUAUUGAAGGUAGGACCUCUAAGAAGGACCUUAAUGGCUGUGCACCAAAUACCAUUAAUUACAAGCUGAUAAAAGGCAAGGACUGUAAUUCCUGCAUUUCUGCCAGCAAAAUGAUUUCUGCCAUGGACAAAGGAACGGAAGGAGAUGUUUUACCACUUAGAUGCACAAAAUCCCAAUACAUAGAUUUAGAAUGUUUCCAGGGUACUAGUAAUGGUGACAUUAAACCAGGUAGUCCUUUCCCAGCUUUGUCGCAAAAAUCUGAUGCUUCAUGUGGCUCACUCAAAUAUAGCGCAGAGGAUCAGCAAAAUGUAUUUGACAUUUCUUGUAAGGAAGAUACUGUAAUUUCCAGAAGUGCUAUCUAUCUUUUAGGAACAGGCCAUUCAUCUCCAGAGGAAACAGAAAUAGGUGAAACUGAAAAUAUAGACAGCAUAAAUUCUCUUCAUGAUGCCUGCGAAGGUGAAAGAAUAGGAAUGGAUUGCCUGAAAAGCACAGCAUUUGUUGAAAAAUCAUCAGAACUUCCUGAUUUGCCCCUCUGUGUGGACUACAUGUUACAGAAAACUGAAGCAUCUCUUCUACCAACAGCACUGGGCCAAGGAGAGGCUAGGACUUUUGAUGGCCAACCACAGCCUGUUGAGUUUCAAGGGCACAGAGUAAAAGGGUCAGCAACUAGUGAGAUAAUGCUGAGAGCUCCCUGCUCAGCGCUAGGAUGGCACCAGUACCCAGAUACUGUGGAAUCUGCAGCUGAGAUUUUUUUGACACCCCUGUUUUCAAGCAAUCAUAUUCUUUCUGACUGCAGACAGUCUCCACAUUCAAGAAAUUUUCAUGAACAUGAUAGCAGUAUGACUGGAGAAGGGAAUUUUCAAAAGAAGUCUAACAUUAUUAAGGAGACAAUAGUGGAUGAAACCCCACAGGAGGAAUCCAGCUAUGCAGAAGAAGGCAACCUCUCGAGGGUCAAACUGGCCAGUAAAGCGCGAGCCCCGAUUGUCACUGUUCCUGCCACUGGGAAGAUUCCUGCCGCAGAAGUUUAUCUGAGUGACUGCGAGGGGGUUCAGCAAUCUGUUGGAUCUUCAGGAGUCAAUUUGUGCAACCAGUCAGCAGUGUUUCCUAUGGGUGCUUUUGGCCCUGAGGACAGGAAUUCUGAAACCUUGAUGUUUGAAGAGUACACAGAAGAUGAACAAAGGGAGUCUAUACAACCAAUGUUUCCUAAUGUGACUUCACAAUAUAGACAAAGCAAGUGGCUAAAAUACCAAAACAAUGCUCAGUGUGACUUGAUAACUCAAAACAGCAGUGAUGUGGAAGUGACUGAUGAUAUCUGGGUGGAGAACAUCCUUGGAAUGCCACUGGGUGACACAGGAGAGAGCCAGAGCAGCCUUGUGAGUAAAAGCGCUCCCGGCUCUGUGCCUCUGCGGACAGGAAAGCGCAUGGAUGGAAAACGCUGUGCAAAUGACAAGGACAGAGAUCUAAUUUCAGAGAGGAAGUUACUUUCUCUGCACUUAAGUCGGGCACCUUUAGCUGAAGCAACACAAAAGGUGUUAAGUCAUCUGAGCUGCCACACUGCAAGAGGAGAAGCCCAGAACUUAACAGUUUCUGAGUUGUCCUUUCCUAAUGUGGAUAAAGUGAAAAAUACUAAUCUUCCUAAAAGAAAGAUUGCCAUUCCGUCUGUUUUUCAGUCUCAUGUUCAUUACAAACAAAUUUUUACAGCUGCUUUGACAGAGCAUUUAAACAUAAUUCUAUUUGAGCUGUCACAAAGAUUACACAAGGCUCUUUCCAAAGUGGAUAUAUCAUUUUACACUUCAUCGAAAGAUGGGCAAAAUGAGAGCAAAGAAAGCCGUGUUCCCCUGUGCAAUCACAUGCUUCCUGCUAAGCUUGUUGUGGUUAAAAAAGAAGGUCAGAACAAGGGUCGUUUGUUCUAUACUUGUGAUGCUCCAAAAGCUGAGCAGUGUUCAUUUUUCAAAUGGAUAGAAGAGGUGAACCAAGGGCAGAUAAAAUCCAGACCCAGUAUAGUGCUUCAUGAUAUAAAAAGUAUUGGGGCAUACCUCAGAAGUCAAAAGAUUUCCCUCUAUGAGGGAUGCCAGCUUUUGGUGAGGAAAGCCUUUGAAAUUCAAACAAAACAGUUUAAGAAGUUAAAGAAAUUUAUGAAUACCCAUGCCAAUUUUGAUGGCGAUUCCAAGCACAAAUUAUACCUCAAACUGAGCAGAAAGGAGCAUUCCUCUACCUAUAGUAAAGAUGAUAUCUGGGUUGUUUCGAAGACUCUAUACUUUGAUCCCCUGGAUACUUUCAUUGCAAGCAGUGCUUUCUUUGGACCGUCAUCUAACAAUGAAGUAGAAGUACUACCACUGAAAGGCUAUUCUCCCUCCAACUGGCAAACAAAUACACUUGUUCAUGCCUUGCUGGUUUGUAAUGCUAGUGGUGAGCUUACGUCUUUAAGAAACAUGGAAGAGCACUUCAAUCCAUCCACUCUACCGCUAAUCCCGUAUCUCCUAAAAAUGAAUUCUGAUUCUGAAAAAGCUACUAAGAAGGUGAACAAAAGAUUUAUUCCUCCAGCCUUGAACCUGAAAUGCACAAUGAUGCAUGGACUCGUCAGCCCCGAAAUAGCGAUGGGACUAGCCAGAAAGAUGAUCCAGACAUUCUCUUUGAACCCAGAUCAAGCAGCAGCACUAAUUCAGAUAGCUGAAAUGAUGACAAAGGCAGAACAGCAGAUCUUCCCUAUCACAAUUAUACGUGGUGUUUUCGGAGCUGGAAAGAGCUAUUUGCUGUCUAUUGUGAUCUUGUUCCUAGUGCAGCUCUCUGAAAGCAGUGAAGCUAAGGAGAGCCAGAGGCCAAUUCCAUGGAAAUUUCUGAUUGCUUCUUCCACCAACGUUGCUGUUGACAGGAUACUGCUUAGUCUACUUGAUCUUGGAUUUGAGAGUUUUAUCAGAGUUGGAAGUAUUAGGAAAAUCGCCAAACCAAUUCUUCCCUAUAGUUUGCAUGCUGGCUCAGGAAAUGAAAAUGAACAGUUAAAAGAGCUGCUUGCUCUCAUGAAAGAAGAUUUGACUCCAGCUGAAAGAAUUUAUGUGAGGAAGAGCAUUGAGCAACAUAAACUAGGGACCAACAAAGCUGCUUUGCAACAGGUAAAAGUUGUAGGAGUGACCUGUGCUGCCUGCCCAUUCUCUUGUAUGAAUACCCUUAAAUUUCCAGUGGUGGUGCUGGAUGAGUGCAGUCAGAUGACUGAACCUGCUUCUCUCCUUCCCAUUGCAAGGUUUCAAUGUGAAAAGCUAGUCCUUGUUGGAGACCCUAAGCAAUUACCACCAACUAUUCAAGGGUCUGAUAGUUUUCAUGAACAGGGGUUGGAGCAGACUCUAUUUGAUCGACUUUCCUUAAUGGGACAUAAAGCAGUCCUGCUUCGGACACAGUACCGAUGUCACCCUGCUAUCAGUGCUAUAGCCAACGAGCUGUUUUAUGGAGGAAGUCUGAUAAAUGGUGUUUCAGAGGAAGACAGAAGUCCUCUGUUGGAUUGGCUUCCAACACUAUGUUUUUAUAGUGUUAAUGGGGUGGAGCAAAUAGAGAGAGAUAACAGCUUUUAUAAUAUGGCAGAAGCUCAUUUUACAGUUAAACUAAUCCAGUCUCUGAUUGCGAGUGGAAUAGAAGGAUCUGCAGUUGGUGUGAUUACUCUUUAUAAAUCACAGAUGUGCAAGAUUCAGAAUUUGCUUAAUGGUCUACACUCCGAAGUCCUUGAAAUUAAAGCUGUGCAAGUGUCCACUGUAGAUGCCUUCCAGGGAGCUGAGAAGGAGAUCAUUGUUUUGUCGUGUGUAAGAACAAGACAAGUUGGAUUCAUAGAUUCAGAAAAGAGAAUGAAUGUUGCACUGACAAGAGCAAAGAGGCAUUUGUUGAUUGUUGGAAAUCUGGCCUGUUUAACUAAGAACAGCCUGUGGGGGAGAGUAAUUAAUCACUGCAAAGGAUGGGAAAAUGGAUUACAACAUGCAAGCCACUGUGAACAGCAGCUAAACAACAUUCUUCAGUGUUAUUUGGAGAAAAAGAGUGAAGAGGAAAAGAAUAAGAAAAAGGAAAAAUAA
This is a messenger RNA of Tinamus guttatus (white-throated tinamou), 5868 nucleotides long. The record is from RefSeq and is a predicted model, not a curated record. Lineage: Eukaryota; Metazoa; Chordata; Aves; Tinamiformes; Tinamidae.